Molecule: messenger RNA, 981 nt
Organism: Dentiscutata erythropus
Lineage: Eukaryota; Fungi; Glomeromycota; Glomeromycetes; Diversisporales; Gigasporaceae
Source: the annotation of a GenBank genome assembly
AUGGCCGACAUCGCAAAUAGAAUAGCUGAAGCCCGCAAGGAAGCAGAAACCUUGAAAGAGAAGAUUAAAGCGAAAAAAGAUGCAUUAGCAGACACCUCUUUGAGAGCAAUGGCAGCUGAAAUUGACCCUCUACCUAGAAUUGUAAUGAAAGUUCGUCGUGUCCUUAAAGGACAUCUUGCUAAGAUUUAUGCAAUGCAUUGGGCAUCAGAUAAACGUCACCUUGUUUCUGCUUCACAAGAUGGUAAACUUAUCGUCUGGGAUGCACCUACAACAAAUAAAGUUCAUGCUAUUCCACUUAGAUCCUCAUGGGUUAUGACCUGUGCAUACGCACCAUCCGGCAACUAUGUUGCUUGUGGUGGUUUGGACAAUAUUUGCUCUAUCUAUAAUCUUAAAACGAAAGAAGGUUCCGUUAAAGUUGCACGAGAAUUAAAUUCUCAUACAGGUUACCUCUCAUGCUGUAGAUUUCUUGAUGAUAGACGAAUUUUGACAUCAUCAGGUGACACGACUUGUAUGCUUUGGGAUAUUGAUGCUGGCAUGAAAACUUUAGAAUUUAAUGAUCAUACUGGUGACGUAAUGAGUCUAUCUCUUGCUCCAAACCAACAAAUAUUUGUUUCUGGUGCUUGUGAUGCUAGUGCAAAAGUCUGGGAUAUCAGAACUGGUCGUUGUGUACAAACAUUUACAGGUCAUGAAUCAGACAUCAAUGCUGUUCAAUUAUUCGAUCUUCGUGCUGAUAGAGAACUUAACCAAUAUACACAUGAUAAUAUCCUUUGCGGUAUUACUUCUGUUGCAUUUUCUAUUUCUGGCCGUCUCCUUUUUGCAGGUUACGAUGAUUUCAACUGUAAUGUUUGGGAUACAUUGAAGGGUGAACGUGUUGGUGUGUUAGCAUCACACGAGAAUCGUGUUAGUUGCUUGGGAGUAUCAAGUGAUGGUAUGGCUUUGUGCACGGGCAGCUGGGAUUCAUUAUUAAAGGUCUGGGCUUAA